UUACAUAGCGCUGGGGAGCCAAAAGCAUUGCAUUGUAGAACUCAAAAUCUCGGGCGAGUAGCAAACAAAAGACAUUUUUUUUUAAAGGAGGGGGGAUAGACGAGGGUUGGGAUGCGGAAAGCGAGAGCCUAGGAGCUGUCUACCACAUACAUACGCACCAACCUCUCUUUCGUUCGCUGAACAAGGGUUGCAGCCUGUCAAAUCAGUUGGGGCGAGUGGCGCUCCCCACGAAUAAUAAGAGACAGGGGAGGAACACCACCGAUUUCUCGAUUUUACCGCUAAGAGAGAAGGGGAGGGGAUCGGGGAGAGAAAUUGCUGGUAGUGGGUCACGGUUUUAACACUGAAUAAUAAUAAAAAGAAACGUAUCAAUUCCCAACAAUUACGCAAUCUCAAGAAAACAGACGCAGUUAAAUUAUAAGACCAGAGAGGUGAAAAGCAUGGAGAUGUCUGAGGCGUUGUCACAGCAGGAGAGACUCCAGGCUAUAGCGGAGAAAAGGAAGAGGCAGACAGAGAUUGAGAACAAGCGGAGGCAGCUGGAAGAUGACCGCAGACAGCUCCAGCAUCUCAAGUCAAAGGCUUUGCGGGAACGAUGGCUGCUGGACGGAGCACCCUCUGCUGGCCCGGAGGAGGAUGAAGCAAAGAAACAGCUUCAGGAGGAUGAGGCCAAGACCAAGGGUCUGGAGGAGUCUAUUCUCAGACUGGAGCAGGAGCUGGAGGAGCUGGAGACAGGUGUGUCAGCGACCUCCACCAAAGAGAACUUGACAGAUGCAGCCAAGGAGGAUGACGCCAAGAGAGGAGACAACAAAAAUCCUGCUGCCUCUGUGAAAGUGGUUAAAGUUCACAACAGCCCUCGUCAGGACAAGUCCGGAGGUGCCUCAGAUAUGAUGAAGACAGCGAUGUACUCAGUAGAGAUCACCAUUGAAAGGGACAGACUCACAGGCGAGACAAAAGUGUUGUCCACCAACACACUGCUGCCCAAAGACCUCUCUUACCAAGGGGUUAAGGUAUAUGAGGAUGACAAAAAAGUUGUGCACGAGGUUCGUGGAGCCGACGGCACCAUAGAGAACGGGGUCCACCUGCUGAGCUCCUCGGAGGUGGAAGAGCUCAUUCACAAAGCUGACGAGGUCACCAUAGGUGAGGGCGGGGGCACCCCAAAAGCAGCCGGGAAUGCCUCGGAGACCCCCAAGAAGGAGAUCACGGGCAUGGAAGCGAAGCCGGCCGGCGCCCAGGCCGCCGUGGGCGAUGCGAGUGCCGAGCACCCCGUCACCAUGGUGUUCAUGGGCUACGAGAACGUGGACGACGAGGCGGAGACCAAGAAGGUGCUGGGGCUGGAGGGCACGGUGAAGGCCGAGCUGGUGGUCAUCGAAGACGGGGAGAGCAAAGGGGGCACAGAGGGGGCCAAGAACGACCAGGCCCCUCCCAACGGCAGUGCGGCCGACCCAAUCAAGGCCCAGGAAGGGGCGGGGGAGAAAGGGGAGCCUGACGGCGGCGCGGCGGAGCUCAACACCAAGGAGAAACAGCCCUGCAAGUGCUGCUCCGUCAUGUGAUCACCUGCUCCCCGGGGACUUGACUUUUCAAGGAAAAAUGAAAAACAGCAACAAAUGAACUUACCAACGACUACAAGAAAAAUGUUCUGUAUCUUUUGAGCAGCAGUUGUUCCCCAGUUUCUUUUGAUUUUUGUAUUUUUAAUCUUUGUUUUUUUGUUUUUUUUUCCUUUUUUAUUAUUUCUCUCUGUGUUAUGCAUCUGGAGUGUACCAUUGUCUCCACUAAAACAAGCUGUCAAAGGUGAUCGGUGCCUCUAUAUUACACUUUUACCUUUGAGAUUUGACAACAGAGAGGGACUACAACCCUCCCACCCAGAGCUUAAGUUGUUCAAGCGCUGUCCAAUAAAUAUUUUUUUAAAUGACAUCUCUUAUACACUGUCAUAAAUUUUAUAGUCUUAUCUUACCGUAUGAAGGACACAUAUAUCUCUAUGUAUAUCUCUCUAUAUAAAUUAUGUAUUUUAAAGAUAUAUUUAUUUGUUUUGUUUUUGUUUUUUUGGGUUUUUUGCUUUUAUUUUGAGAAAAGUCCUGGUUGCUGUGUGCUGUAACAUUGGAUUCAGUGCACUAUAUACCAUGCUAAUACAUUUUAUUUUUCAGAAAAGUCAUAAUGAAGUUAACCAGCGGGAACAAAGAAAAUGUAUAAUUUCAGUGACUGCAUUGAUAUAUUUAUGACUGAUAAUGCUGUGAGAGUAUUUGUUUGGUUUUUGUUUUCCAGAAAGAAAGAACAAUAAUUACUACAUUUCACGCAUACUCCAUAAGAGGGAAGAUCAUUGAAGUGGGAUGUCGCAGAUGGGAAACUGUGUUUUGGUGUCUUGUAACAGCUACUUGUUAUGUGUGCUAAGACACAGAUUUCCCUCUAAUGUCAUCAGAAUGGCCAUUGGAGACCUUAAAAGAUUCUAUCUCCUAUGCGCUGAGUGCUUUUUACAGGCUUUCAUGCUGUUAGUACUGUAAAAUAUUCUGAAAUCUACAGCUUUGUGGCCUCCUCACGCUGUCGUGUGACUCUCAAACACAAACAUUUCUUUCUGGAACAAAAAAAAAAAAAAACAAGUUAUUUGUCCUUUUGUCCGCAUUCUCCUGCAACCAAAUCAGAAAUAGCCACCCAUCUCAAUAUUAACGAUAGUAAUGACAGUGAUUGAAUAUCAGUACUGAAUUGAAUGGUGUUUCAUACUGAAGCCUGAGACUGGAAAUAAAUGCCAUUGUGUAAGCAGUGAUGUCCAUCUGGUUCACUCCAUUCAGCUUGAUUUCUCAGACUAAUCAGGAUCCGUUGAAAAUAGCCGGAUAGCGCUUGACGCCUUUGCAUUUGAAAAUCAACAGCCUGUGUUAAAAGUAGAUAAUCGAGAGAAUAUGUCAGUGUCAAGUAUGCCUUUGAUUAAUUUGAAGCUCAAAGCAGUUUGUGUUAAACUUGAUGGCAAUGGAAAGUUACGAGUUGUUGAUGCUGAUCUUAUUUAGUGCUACAGUUGUGUGCCUGCGUGUGUGUGGUUGACUGAAGCAUUUUCUAAUGCAUGAAAGAGGGGGUACAUACUGAGUGUGUGUACUUUUCCAUCUAUCCCCAUUAAGGUCAUGACACACUAUCUCAACUAAACUUUCUCAGAACUUCUAUGCCAGGCUUUUUGUUCCCUUGUUAAGGCCUCGGUACCCUCCUCACAUGUUAAUGACAACAAACGGGUCAUAGAAUAACUGCCUGUGCGUCUGUGUCGAUGAUGGAUUUCGGUGUGUAUCUUUGACCAUGUAAGACCUGAAGCAAAAGCAGGGAUAUGAAAUCUCUUCACAUUCCAGAAAGUUGUCUGAAGAGUCUUUUACCAAGUGGUCAGUUUUGCUUCAGUGUUCAUGUUGCUACAACUUUUUUGGACAUGGUAGCUGUUUGGCUGUGUGGCUAACUUUGAAUGAUUAUGUUUCAUUCAUCAUUCUAUUAUUUUUUUAUUUGCUACAUUAUGAGUGGUAGGAGCUAGCAUUUAUUCUGGAGGCAAAUUAGGAGCAAAAUGUCUGUCUGAGCUGAAAGGUCAUGUGAUUAUUGCCGUCUGUGUUUUAUUGGUGAGGUGAUGCGGAAUCACUUGUUGGGAAAACCAGCUCAGUUUGGCCAAGGUGCUCUGAUGUUACAAAAGGCCCAUACUUAAAAGCAAAAUAAACAUUUUGUUUGAAAAGUUGGCAGAAUACUGGAUGGUCUGGAUUAAAAUCUUAAACCAGUUGUAUGACAUCACAGGUGUGUGGUAGAGUCUGUUUCAAAAGAUAAUUUUUUAAAACAUUGUUUAGCUCAUAUUUGGAUAAGUAUGAAAAUAGCACUUAGGGUGUAUUGUUUCAUUGUCCAUAUGACAGGUACAUAUUUAUAAUGUAUUAACUCAGAAAUGAGAUCAUUUCAAUUCAAAACACUUGGCCUACCAAGAUGAACUUGAUUAAACUAAUGUGCAUUAAAGUACAGUAAGGGUGAAGUGAUAAAAAGAUGGUUGACAAUAUCAUACACCAAAUACUUUGGUUAAGACUGGUGUCAGUGUAAAACAGACGCCUUUUUUCCAAUGCCAUGUGCAAAAGGUGUGGAAAUAUACAUGGAACAGCCAACACACUAACUUCAACAGCCCGAGGUAUUGAUUUAAUUCUCCUCUGUCCCUGCUGGUGACUGCUGAGUUCUACUAAGUAAUAUUCCCACACUUUUCUAUCCACACCUAUGCAAAAAUUUACAAGCAUGCAAGCUCACUCUUCAUUUUGUCACUAGCCUGGUCAUUCAUUUCCAUCUCUGAAAGUGGAUACAAAACAAAAAUACGGCACACGCACAUCGCUCAAAAUCCCUGAUGUUAACAAUGCACUGUAUGUGUUACAAGGACAGUGUUUUAAGCAUUGCUUGACAAGUAUACCACCUUUUCCAUGCUGUACUGUACAUAAACACGUGUCAUUAAAUUCAGCUUCUGUGAAUUAUCAUUUUCAAAUAAAACUAACAGUACUGUAUACAUGUAUCAUAAGCAAGCUAAGUAAAAUAAAUAUUUGACUUUCUAAAAUGUGGCAUAGUUCCACAUUUGCAUUGACAGGACUUGUAUUAAUCCCAUUUCUCUUGGUGUUAGUGGGCACAGGUGGGGUUUGCUGGCUCCGUGUAAUUAAGUUCUUUUUGCUUAACGACCCGUUGUCAGACGAGGAACUGAAAGUAUGCUGGUCAAAUGCAUAUUCUGCAGAAAGCAUAGAACUGGAAUUGUCAUCUUUCUGAGGACUUUGCUGUUUGUUCUCAUUGGGGUGCUAACUGAUUGAGAUAAUCAGAGAUUGAGAUCCCUUGGUUAGGAACUGGAAUGCCUCUUGUUUGCAGCUCUGCUGUCCUACCUUCCAGAAACUUCCAGAAACUCAGAUCUGAGAUAUUAUUUUUGUGAAGCUUCUAUCAUAUAAUGAAAGCAAGUCAACUCCAUUAACUAAGCAUGGGGAACCAUCAGAAACAUAACAGAUCUGGACAAAAUGCUUGACAAAUUAUGCCUUUAAAGAGCAAAUUUUCAUCAGUGCAGAACUUGGAGUGUGGAGUGUGAAAGGGUGCUUCAUGGAAUUACGUGUGCCCUUUAACCCAGAGCCCAAUGACACAACUUUGUCCCGAACAUUAAACUGUACUUAGUGUGGUCCAUUUAAUAUGCUGGAGCAUGGAGUUACUGUCGUAGUCGUCAUGGCUGCGAUGGCUUUACUCGGGGGAGAGCGAAAGUAGGAUAGCAGUAGCUGUGAUAGCUGUGGUGCAGUAAAUCAAGUGUUCUAACUCGCAUAUUAAUGAGCCAUUCUGCUCAAGAGGCAGUAGGGUUCUCCAUCAGCGUUGGGAUUGGUGUAGCCAUGGUGGAGCUGGUCUGGCUGCCGAUCUGGUGUUCGCUGCCACCCAUUGCACUGUCAUCGCCAUAGUUACCUCAGACCUCCACUCUACAACGCCCACUCUGUACUAACAUUCCAGUUCUGAUGUGUUACACACCCCCAAUGCCUUGUGGUCUGGUUCAGGCCAGGCCUCUUUUGUAAAUGUGCAUGCUUUUUAUAUUAUAAGUAUAUAUCUAUACAAAUAACUGUUCUUGUGGAAAAAAAUGUCUCCUUCUCUUACUGUAGUGGAGUCCUCCAUUCUCCCUCUUUCAGUCACUGCUUGGUGAAAGUUGAGCAGUGGCACAGUGCCACUGCUGCUGGUCCUAUUGCUCUGUUAGUUGUGAAGGUUUUCUCUCUUCUGACUGGAAAGUGAUGUAGAAAGUGUUUGAGAUGAAAAAUAAAAUGUGAUGUGCACC
This is a messenger RNA of Anguilla anguilla (European eel), 5758 nucleotides long. RefSeq names its product paralemmin 1a (gene palm1a). The transcript has 9 exons. Bases 438 to 1547 code for a protein of 369 amino acids. The record is from RefSeq and is a predicted model, not a curated record. NCBI's taxonomy places the organism in Eukaryota, Metazoa, Chordata, Actinopteri, Anguilliformes, Anguillidae. Gene Ontology annotation, biological process: regulation of cell shape. Gene Ontology annotation, cellular component: membrane.